This is a messenger RNA of Austrofundulus limnaeus, 3309 nucleotides long. It is a transcript of the gene tmem39a, whose product is annotated as transmembrane protein 39A. Gene Ontology annotation, cellular component: endoplasmic reticulum membrane. The record is from RefSeq and is a predicted model, not a curated record. Lineage: Eukaryota; Metazoa; Chordata; Actinopteri; Cyprinodontiformes; Rivulidae. Gene Ontology annotation, biological process: negative regulation of autophagosome maturation; negative regulation of autophagosome assembly.
GUGCGGCGCGGCGCACUCUGAUGACGUCACGCGGAGAGGAGGUGCAGCUUUGCCACGUCGGUUCUGAGUGCAGCGCACUGUUGCUCCUCCAGGACCAGGACUAACUUUCCGAGCCGUUUUAUGUCCCCGGGCGAGCGGCCAGCGGACCCGCAGCGUCUCCGGUACCGGUGUAACCCGUUCCCGCGUCGGUGCCGAGCCGGCUGCCGAGGCUGGAAGGAGGAGAAACCCCCGCUCGGUGCUGUUCGGACCCGCUGACUCUGAUGCAUCCUCGCUCGGCUCAGCUCUGCCCCCCCGCAUGUUGUCGGUGUUGUCUGCUCCUCCUCCUCCUGCAGAGGCCUUGCAGUGCAUGGUGGCUGUCUGAGGACGACGCUAACUGGAGACCAUGCCAGGAGGUCGCAGGGGUCCCAGCAGACAGCAGCUGAGCCGCUCCUCUCUGCCCUCCCUGCAGACUCUGGUGGGGGGCAGCGUCAGCAACGGGACCGGCCUCAGGAGCAGGAGCAGUAACUCUGUGGGUCUGUCGGCUCCUCCUCUCUCUGCUCUCAUCACUCCGGAGCCGGUGCGUCACUCCAGGAUCCCUGAGCUGCCAUUGGACGGCAGCCUGCUGUUUGAGUUCCUGCUCUUCCUCUACCUGCUGGUCGCCCUGUUUGUUCAGUACAUCAACAUCUACAGGACGGUGUGGUGGUACCCCUACAGCCACCCUGCUGCCUCUACCUCGCUCAACUUCCACCUGAUGGACUACCACCUAGCCAUCUUCAUCACCGUCAUGUUGGCCCGCAGGCUGGUUUGGACCAUCGUUUCAGAGGUGUCUCAGAGCAGCGGAGGCUCUCUGCUCCGGUACGUGGUUCUGAUCRCGGCUCGGCUCAGCCUGCUGACCCUGUGUGGCUGGGUUCUGUGCUGGACUCUGGUCAACCUGUGCCGGAACCACUCGGUGCUCAACCUGCUGUUCCUGGGAUACCCGUUCGGGGUCUACGUCCCGCUCUGCUGCUUCCACCAGGAGGGCGGGAAGAGCCAAGCGGCCACGCCCGACUGCGAGUACCCGGAGCCCCAGCAGGCCGAGCUGCUGGAGGCGCCGCUGUUCCGCCCGCGGGACUUCCUCUUCCUGUUACGAGAGAACCUGAGGGAGCAGUUCUCCAGCCCACCUCACAUGCCCACCCACACCUGCCCCGACACGCCGGAGCUGAUCCGGGCCGAGGUGGAGGAGCUGAAGAGCGACUUCAACCGGAGGAUCAAGGAGGUUCUGUUCAACUCUCUGUUCAGUGCCUACUACGUGGCCUUCCUGCCUCUGUGCUUUGUUAAGAGCACCCAGUACUACGACAUGCGCUGGUCCUGUGAGCACCUGAUCAUGGUGUGGAUCAACGCCUUCGUGAUGCUGAUGAGCCAGCUGCUGCCGCCCAGUUACUGCGACCUGCUGCACCGCUCCGCCGCCCACCUGGGCCGCUGGCAGAAACUGGAGCACGGCUCGUACAGCAACGCACCUCAGCAUGUGUGGUCAGAGAGCACCAUCUGGCCUCAGGGGGUCUUGGUACGACACAGCCGGUGUCUGUAUAAAGCGGUGGGAUCGUAUAACGUGGCUCUGCCCUCAGACGUUUCUCACGCACGGUUUUAUUUCCUGUUCCACCAGCCCCUGCGGUUCCUGAACCUGCUGAUCGGGAUCGAGUCCAGCGUGGUUCUGUACCAGCUGUACUCCCUGCUGCGCUCCGAGCGCUGGAACCACACGCUGUCCCUGGGCCUCAUCCUCUUCUGCAACUACUACGUCCUCUUCAAGCUGCUGCGGGACCGCAUCGUUCUGGGCCGGGCCUACUCCUGCCCCCUCGCCCCCAACGGCUCGGGACUCAAGUCGCAGUGAGGGACCUGCAGACCCGGACCGGCCCGGUCAGGGCGGGUCAGACUGUGAACUCACGUUGUGUUUUGAUACGGUUCUAUUUUUAAUGCCAUGUUUAUAUUGACCUAUUUAAAGAAUAUUUUAUUUUGUAUACAGUUUUUGUGUUACUCCGGGCAUUACCGCGCCGGGGGGAGGGGGUGGGGUGCCUGGGGGUGAAAUCCACCAAAGAUCUUUGAAGUGCAAGUGGCCAAUCAGAGGUCAGGCUCCACCUGUUAGUCCUGAUUCUUCUUUCUUUAGAUGGAAUAAAUCAGCUUUGGGACAGAAAUCUGUCUUUUUUAAGAAAUAUUUUGUCGUUUUGUCAAAUAUUCAGCAGAAGAGAAGGAGAACAUCUUAUCUCUGACUUUUUAAUUUGAGAUAAUUUACCUUUAAAUGCAUGAUAAUUCUUUACCCUUCGUAUUUUAAAGGCCUGCUCAGCCUCGCCGGAUCAGUUCCAGCUCAGGGGUUCUGUUGGGAGGACUCUCAGCUACCACCACACCAAAUCUUCUUAUUGGUCAUUUUUGCUAAGUUUUUAGCAAAGCUUUCAUUAAAAUCUCUUUAAUAGUUAAUGAGAUAUUUUGCUGACAGUCUCAGGCAAAUACAAAAUCUCAAAGUUUUGUUUUUAUCAGGCUGGUUUGUCGGAGCGUUCGGGACGAAUAGAAAUAAAAAAUUAUUUUCAUUAUUUUUGAGAUUAAAGUCAAGUCAUUGAGGAAAAAUGGGAAACAGCUCAUUAUUUUUGUAGCUAAAGGUUGUGCAGCACUUCUACUGGACAGACAGCUUUUUCCUGAUUCARUUGGGGAUCCACAACUUCCUGCUGCCCUUCACAAUAAGAGUCUCAAAUGCUCUCAGUUCAUCUGAAGGUUAUAAAACAAUUAUUUUUUAUUGUUUUUUAGUAAAACUCAAACUGAUCUAAACCAUUAGGAAUUUUGACGAGCUUGUUAAAAUUAAACAUCUUUUUCCUCAACAUUUUAAUUUCUUUGAGAUCAAAAACAAAAAAUGUUAUUUUAUUGUUUAAGGUCCUAAAAGUUCAGAUCAAACCUGAUGUCUCUMAGUUUAUCAUAGUGUCAAAUUAGUGGCAUCUUUUAAUUCUUUAUUUUUUUAUGAAAUGUUAAAGUAUUUCUUAAAAAAUCUUGAUUUUUGUUUUUUUUUCCUACCAAAGCAGAGAAACUUUUAAACCCAAUCUGAGAACAUCAGAAAAGAUCGAUUUUAUUUUCAGACUCAUUUCAGUUUUUCAGAAACCAGUUUUUUUUUCCAACAUGUUAAAAUUUGUUWAAAUGUUUUCAGGAUUCAAAAAGCACAUGAAAAAUUAACGUUUGGAAAUUUCCCCUCAUAGUUCUUCAGUUCUUCCCUCUUAUUUUGAAAGGCUSAGACUGACUUCCUGUGUUCAUUCAGUCACUGUUCAUUUCAUUUCUGAAUGUUUGAGAUAAAAUAAACUUUUAUAAAGUUUUCCA